Lottia gigantea (owl limpet) is the source of this 2499-nucleotide messenger RNA. RefSeq lists its product as hypothetical. The transcript has 20 exons. NCBI's taxonomy places the organism in Eukaryota, Metazoa, Mollusca, Gastropoda, Lottiidae. The coding region runs from base 1 to 2499 and encodes 832 amino acids. Gene Ontology annotation, biological process: protein O-linked glycosylation via mannose. Gene Ontology annotation, molecular function: protein binding; mannosyltransferase activity. The record is from RefSeq and is a predicted model, not a curated record. Gene Ontology annotation, cellular component: endoplasmic reticulum.
AUGGAAACUUUCAAGUUAUAUUCUGGCAUAUUAUGUGUGGUUGUUUGUGUUUGUUAUUAUAAUGCUCUGCACUGUGGUUUUGUUUUUGAUGAUAUAUCAGCUGUAGUGGACAAUAAAGAUCUGAGACCACACAGUCCUAUUUCUAGAUUAUUCUGGAAUGAUUUCUGGGGAACUCCAAUGAAUCAGGAAAGAAGUCAUAAAUCCUACAGACCACUAUGUGUAUUAACAUUUCGAUGGAAUUAUUUAAUACAUGAAUUAGAGCCUCUUGGAUACCAUUUAGUUAAUGUUUUAUUACAUGCCCUUACUUCUAUUAUUUUCAUGGUUAUGUGUAAAGAGUUUGUUAAAGAAUGGACCAGUUUUCUUGCUGCUUUAUUGUUUGCUAUACAUCCUAUACAUACUGAAGCUGUAACUGGUGUUGUUGGUAGAGCAGAAUCAUUAUCAUCUAUAUUUUUAUUGUUGGCUUUCAUAACAUACAGUAAAUCUACAGGCUAUAGACAACCCAUUAAAUGGACACCAUUGUUUGUAACAGUAUUAUUAGUAACUGUUGCUAUGUUAUGUAAAGAACAAGGUAUCACUGUAAUUGGUAUAUGUUGUGUAUAUGAAGUAUUUAUAGCUCAACGGUCCUCAGGAUCAGAAUUGUUAGAUAUAUGUAAAAGUUUGAUUCAAGGUAAACCAGCCUUUCCUGAUUGGAUGAAAACUUCUAUCAUUAGAGCUGGUUUUCUGGUAUCCAGUACCUUAUUAUUAUUAUUUGCUAGAAUCAAAGUUAUGGGAGCUCAAUUACCAGUCUUUACUAAUUUUGAUAAUCCUGCCUCCACUGCAUCAUUUCCUGCUCGUCAUUUGACAUAUAAUUAUCUCCUGCCAGUCAAUUUUUGGCUCCUCCUCUUCCCAUCAGAAUUAUGCUGUGAUUGGACAAUGGGAACUAUACCAUUGAUAAAAAGCAUAUCAGAUUAUCGUAAUAUAUUCACUGUGAUAUUUUAUUCUUGUAUGAUAUUAUUUGCCAAAUAUACACUCAGUGGACAGAGUAGAAGAAUACGUGCUGUCAUAAUAAGUAUAACAUUUAUGGUGCUUCCAUUCAUCCCAGCUUCUAAUUUAUUUUUUCCUGUUGGUUUUGUAGUAGCUGAGAGAAUUCUCUACAUGCCAAGUAUGGGAUUCUCAAUGCUAGUAGCUAUAGGCUUUGAAAUCUUGGCUUCCAAAAGAAAGUCUAUCAUGUAUUGUUUAUUGGGAAUAUUAUUAACAACACACAGCAUUAAAACAUUUGUCAGAAAUAUAGAUUGGGAGUCAGAAUAUAGUAUAUUUCAAGCAGCAUUAAAGGUCAAUAACAGAAAUGCCAAACUAUUUAAUAAUGUCGGCCAUGCAUUAGAAAAAGUAUCAGAAUAUGAAAGGGCUUUAACCUAUUUUCAAAAGGCUGUGAGUGUACAACCAGAUGAUAUUGGGGCUCACAUCAAUGUUGGUAGAACAUAUAAUAAUAUGAAUUUAUCUAAAGAAGCUGAACAAUCUUAUAGAAAAGCUAUGGAUUUAUUUCCACCAAUAAUUGCAGGAAAAUCAUAUACAGCAAGAAUAGCACCAAAUCAUUUAAAUGUGUAUCUAAAUUUAGCAAGUUUAGUUUCUAAAGAUGAAUCCAGAUUAGAAGAAGCUGAUAAGUUAUUACGGACAGCUAUAAGUAUGAGGUCAGACUAUAUACAGGGCUAUAUUAAUAGAGGAGAUGUUCUAGUCAAAUUAGGAAGAAGUGAAGAUGCUGUACAAGUAUAUGAAGAUGCAUUGAAAAUAGAACCAGAUAAUGCUGAUUUAUAUUAUAAUAUUGGUGUUGUGUAUUUAGAAAAAAAGAAGGUGAAAUUGGCUCAUAAAUAUUUUGAUUUAGCACUGAAAUAUAACCCUAACCAUCCACAAACAUUAUUUAACUCAGCCAUCUUGUUACAAGAAUCUGGUGAUCCGAGUUCUAGACCUGAAUCUUAUAAAAGAUUAGAACAGUUAAAGAAAGUAUCACCAAGUGAUUCUAAGAUAUAUUUUAAUUUAGCCAUGUUAGCAAUGGAUGACAAAAACUUUCCUGAAGCAGAAAUUAACUUUAAAAAGGCAAUCGAAAUAGAUGAUAAAUUCCGAAGUGCUCUAUUUAAUUUAGCUUUAAUGUAUAAUAAUGAUGUCGGUCAACCAUUAAAAGCUAUCCCUUAUCUAGAAAAACUUUUACAGUAUUAUCCAGACCAUAUUAAAGGGAACAUAUUAAUGGGAGAUAUUAAUCUAAAUCAGAUGAAGAACAUUGCAGCAGCAGAAAAGAAUUUCUUAGAUGUUUUGGCAUUGGAUCCCAACCAUGUUCAAGCCAUGCAUAACCUAUGUGUGGUAUAUGUAGAUAAGGGAGACUUAUUUUCAGCUGAGAAAUGUUUAGUGAAGGCUCAUAAUCUAGCACCUAAAGAGGAAUAUAUUUUAAAACAUUUACAAAUUGUCAGAACAAGAAUGCAACAAUAUCAACACUCCCAAAAACAAGCUACAACGAAAAAGAAACCUUAG